Schistosoma turkestanicum is the source of this 3489-nucleotide messenger RNA. The record is from the annotation of a GenBank genome assembly. Lineage: Eukaryota; Metazoa; Platyhelminthes; Trematoda; Strigeidida; Schistosomatidae.
AUGUAUGAAAGACAUAAAAUAGCACUGAGAAAUCUGAAAAAUGCAAACCUGCUGGGAAUCAAAAUACACGAUCUUGUAUAUUAUCAAAAUAUUUUAACAAUAUGCACUGAACGUGUUUCACAUCUACCAGAUGUAUACGAACAAAUGCUUCUUGAAUUAAUCCAGCUAUGCAAUAAAUCAUUUUUGAAAACUCUAAGUUCAGAUGAAACAAAUUAUUUUGAGAUAGCUGUGAAUUUUUGGAAUCAUUUUGGAUAUAUUUUACAAUUGAAAAAUAUUGAACUUUGUACAGCUGUUUGUUGUGCAUUAGAACAAUUCUAUUUCAGGGAGAAUCAAUUGAAUAAUGAUUUAGCUGAAGAAUACAAAGUACAACCAACUACAAAAAAAUUCAAUCAGAAAGUUGUAUGUCAUAGUGAUAUCAUUGAAUCUUUAUUAAAAUGUUACUGUGAAUUAGAUCAAAGCGAAAAUCUUUAUUCAACAUUACUGAGAUUAAUGGAUAAAUUAACAAAACAUUCUGAAAUUUGUUCAAAUAAAAUCGUAUCAAAAUUAGGCGCUCAAUUCAUUUGUAAUCGAUUAGCGUUGCCAAUUUUAUCAAAUGAAAUGAUAUCACGAUCUAUAUCAAUUCUAUGGAAUUUAAUUGAUAAUAUAACCAAUGAUACAAUGAAAAUAGAUUGGGUGAAACAAAUUGGAAGUGAAGAUUGUCUACUGAAACUUCGUGAUAUAUUUUUUACAUUAUUGGCACAAAGUCAUUCAAAAUUUUGUCGUCAUUUACGUAAUGAUGUAUUGACAAUAAUUUUGUUGAUUGUAAAAUAUGCCAAUAUCUAUGGACUAUUAAAAGAAAUACAUAUUGUACAAUCUGGUUUAAUACGUAGACUAGUACAUUUAUUAACAUUUGAUGAAUUCAAAUGUAUGAAUCCAUUAUUUAAAAAUUUGAAAUUAUUACCGAAUGAUGAAAAUUUCGAUAUGAAACGUUUGAUUAUUUCAAUAUUUGUUGAAUUAUGCCAUGACUCAUCAGCAAUUUAUACUAUGUCUACAUCAGGUUUAAUUAAAAGUUUAUUUCAAUGGAUAUGUCCAAUUAUUCAACCGAAUUCACCACAAUAUGAACAAAUGAAAAUCGAACAAAAACCCAAUCAACAAACACAAUUAUUUAAUGCAACAGAAUAUACUACUGUAACUAAUACAAGUAAUAUAAUAUCACCAUGUUUACCUGCAAAAAAUUGUAAUUCCAUUGCAUCAGAGAAUAAUGCUACCGUUGAGUGUGAUAACAAUCAGAAUAAUAGUAAUAAUCGCAGUCAAACACUAUCAGUUAACAAAUUAUCGGAAAAUGUCAAUCUGAAAAAGGAUAAUUUAAAAAUGAAACAAAAAAGUUUAUCAAAUCCUACAAUGAAACAACAAUCCUUCGAUUUAUAUCAAUAUCCGAAUAAUCAAUAUUCUAGCGGAAAUAAACAAGAAAUUGAUUUUCUAUGUAAAUGGCCACAAGCCUAUUUAGAAGAAUUACACUUGUAUAUGCUUGAUUCACUGACUACAUUAGCACCGUAUUUAUUGAAUGAUUGUGUCACUUAUGGAAUUCCAUCAAGAUUAAUAAUUUUAUUACAAUGGUGUAUAAGUCCAGAACCAUUUCUUGGACAAGGAAAUAGUUUUCACGGUGUUGGUGGUCGAAAUAGUAAACGAGCACAAUUACGCUAUUCAUUGCGAUUGGUAAGAUGUCUCAUUGAAUCCAAUGAUGAACGUAUCAUUACGGAAUUCGUCUGUCAAGGUCUUAUUCAAUUUCUAGUACCAUUAAUCUGUCCAAUAUCAUCAAGAGUAAAACUAGAACGACCACAUGAUGAAUUAUUUAAAUUUGCAAAUCAAACAUUUCAUGAAAAACAUCGAGCCAGGGAAACUACUGAUCAAACUAUCGAAACAGAAUAUCAACAUUAUUUAAAACAAUCACAAGAUUCUAUGGAAGAAGAUCUGGUAGGAUUAGAAAUGCAAUGUGAUAUAUUACUUAUAUUAUCAAAAUUAUGCAAUAAAGAAGUUGAAAGAAAACAAAUGAUUGGCACAGAAGGAAUUAAUGCAAUUAAUCUAUUAAUAAAACAAUUAUCAAAACGUUUUGCCAUUAUUGAUUUUGUUCAAUAUCGAUUGAUGAUUCAAUCAAAUCAAAAUCCAAUUGAACAUUUAUCCAACCAAUGGAUUAUUUUACAUCGUGAACCAUUAAUUAAAUUAGCUUAUGCAUUAAUUGAAGCUGUAUGGGGUUGUAUUAUUGGUUCAAAUGAUUGUGAAGAUUAUUUCUUGUUAAAAAAUGGUGCUACACAUUUACUUUAUUUAUUAGAGUGGUAUCCACUUGAAUCAAUCAAUCAACUCUUAGGUUGUUUAGUAGAUUUAACAGAAAAUCCUAAAUGUUUACCAUAUUUAUCGUGUUGGUCAGGAAUUCAUCCAUUGAAUAAUGAUGAUGAAGAUGGCGAGGAAGAGAAUCGUUUGGCAUUGAAUUACCACCCUAAUAUGAACCAUAACAACCGAAUGAAACAACAAUUAAGUCAUUUAGAAUUAACCACUUCAUUAUUGAUUAAAUCACCUGAUCUUGCUGUAUCGACUAGAUUGCAUAAAAUUAUUGCAAACACUAACAAACAUACUAUUACUCAUAGAGAUAAUAAUGAUAAUAAUAAUAAUAAUCAAGUACACUCGAGUAUGUCAAAUGAUCAAGAUAUAAAAUCUCUAGAUACAUUUAAACAAAACUCCAUUAAUCCUUGUAAAACAGACGAAGUUGAUCCUGAUGCUGCUGAUGCUGCUGCUGACGAUGAUGAUGAUGCUGAUGCUGAAGAUGAUGAAGAGGAAUCUGUUAAUAUUUGGUUAAAUGGACCUGGUUUAGCGCAAUUACUUUGUUACAUAUGGAGAUGGGAUGAGAAACGAUUGAAACAGAUUGAAAGUCAACAAAAACAAUGUCAUCAAGAGUUAUUAACAUGUAUAUCUGAAUGGUGUAAAAAACAAACAGUCAAUGUCCAAUGUCAACAGCAAAAAAUAUUGAAUUCUAUACAAGCUGCUGAACUGCGUAAAGAACAACAGUAUUAUUCAUCAAUAAGAAAAAUUAUACGUAAUCAUGAAUAUGCAAUGGAAAAUUAUCAUGACUAUUUAGCAAGAACAUCAAAUUAUGCAUACCUUAAAGAAGCUCAUCAGAAACAAUUGUCCUUGAUUAAUGCAUCACGUAUUGGACAAUUAAAUGAUUCAAAAAAAUCUUCAACUGAUACAAAUGUUCAGUUCAAAAAUCAAUUAAGUAAAUGUAAAAGUCAUGAUAAAGGAUAUAGUGUAUAUCAUAAAACAGAUAUUGAUAAAUUGAAUGUGACAGCUUUCUGUUCACAAACAAUUCAUAUUGAUUCAACACCAAAACAUUUAUUUCAACAUCCAAAUGAAUUAGAAAAAGAAUUAAUCGAAUUAGUAGAAACCAGAGAACAAUCACAAUUGAAUAAUACUGACAGUAGCAGUGAUGAUGAUGAUGAUGAUGAAAAGAGAGAUUAA